Sporothrix schenckii 1099-18 is the source of this 360-nucleotide messenger RNA. RefSeq lists its product as uncharacterized. The transcript has 2 exons. Bases 1 to 360 code for a protein of 119 amino acids. The record is from RefSeq and is a predicted model, not a curated record. Lineage: Eukaryota; Fungi; Ascomycota; Sordariomycetes; Ophiostomatales; Ophiostomataceae.
AUGCCCGAGGACGCCCCUUAUGACCCCUACAUCCCCAGCGGCGAGGCCGCUCCCGCACAAGGCGCUGGUGGUGGAUCGCGGACACAGGCGCUGCAAGCGUGCGUGGUGACGUGCGGAAGCAACAUGUGCGGCAACACCAUCGAUCCGGGCCACAACCUUGGCCGAACAAUUCACACCACACGCUCUCCCAAACCAGUUCGCAUACGCGUCGCCGUUGAUGAAGUUGCUUGCUGGGACUGGCUUUUCGAAGCUUUCCGCACGACCCGCGUUCGUGGACUUGGCUGCACCGUCGGAGUUCACGGAAUGAGCCGCCGGGCUAGCGAAAUGCUGAUGCCUGGUGACCCGAUGCAUCCGCGAUGA